Messenger RNA from Chenopodium quinoa (quinoa), 495 nucleotides. RefSeq lists its product as uncharacterized. NCBI's taxonomy places the organism in Eukaryota, Viridiplantae, Streptophyta, Magnoliopsida, Caryophyllales, Amaranthaceae. The record is from RefSeq and is a predicted model, not a curated record. Bases 1 to 495 code for a protein of 164 amino acids. The transcript has a single exon.
AUGAGGAACUUAUGUGCCUUCCAAGCCUUUCUAUUCAUCAUUGAGCCAAGAAAUCAUGAAGAAGCUCUCAAAGAUGCUGACUGGAUAAUUUCCAUGCAAGAUGAACUCAAUGAAUUUGAAAGGAACAGGGUCUGGCAUCUUGAAGAGAAACCCAAAAAUAAAAAGGUAAUAGGGCUCAAGUGGGUUUUCAGAAACAAGCUGGAUGAGUAUGGAACUAUUGUGAGGAACAAGGCCAGACUUUUUGUGAAGGGAUACAAUCAGCAAGAAGGUAUUGACUUUGAAGAAACUUUCGCUCCUGUUGCUAGAUUAGAAGCUAUUAGAAUAUUAAUUGCUUUUGCUUCAUUUAUGGGUUUCAAAUUAUAUCAAAUGGAUGUUAAAUGUGCUGUCUUAAAUGGGUUUUUGAAGAAGAGGUGUUUGUGGAACAACCACCUGGUUUUGAAAAUCCCCAAUUUCCUAAUCAUGUCUUUAAGCUUGAUAAAGCUCUUUAUGGGCUGA